Gilbertella persicaria is the source of this 4743-nucleotide messenger RNA. Its product is annotated as transcription factor/nuclear export subunit protein 2-domain-containing protein. Gene Ontology annotation, biological process: mRNA processing; mRNA export from nucleus. Gene Ontology annotation, molecular function: mRNA binding. The coding region runs from base 1 to 4743 and encodes 1580 amino acids. The record is from RefSeq and is a predicted model, not a curated record. Gene Ontology annotation, cellular component: THO complex part of transcription export complex. The transcript is spliced from 4 exons. NCBI's taxonomy places the organism in Eukaryota, Fungi, Mucoromycota, Mucoromycetes, Mucorales, Choanephoraceae.
AUGUCUACAACAGAUGAAUACACGCACAAUGUUGUUGUCCAAGAAGAGUUGGAUCGAAUGAAAGCAGUAGCAUCUGAAUAUCGUGUAGGUGCUACUUGUGAAUUUCGUACAAUCAUCAGCAACGCAUGCAGAGACACUUAUUUUGGACGUCGAUCUGUAUCUAACUUUAUUGAAGUUGCAUCUAAGGCUAUACAGCAAGAAGAAGACUAUUUCAAACAGUUUGAAAUACCCGUCAAAGACCUCUACUUUAACUCCAUCAAGACAUGGGAGUCACAAUGGGAAGUAUUACGCGAACAUCAAAACAAAUCAACUGAAAAGGCCGCUAAAUACAAGAAAUUGACAGACAAUCUGACUGGCAUGGUCAAUCAACUAUUGGAAUCAAACACUAUUACAGUAGGCGAUUGUAAAGUCAAUUUGACAGUUCAGUUAUUGUUUGAUUGUGGUAUAAUCAAUAAUGUCAAGAUCUUUGAGCGUCGCCUUGUACGUUUAAAUACAGCCAUGCUCUAUAAACAAGACAAGUAUAAUCUUGUCAGAGAAGUGGGUGAAGGCUAUGCCAGUCUUUUCAACGAACUCACAAAUGCCAGUAUUGACAAUGAACGAGACAGUAAAGGCAAACUUGAAUCUACACCCAUGGAACGUAUUCCUCAGUUUCUCAAGACAAUCACUUCUCAUAUGGGUGUAUUUCAUCUGGAUCCUAAUCGUGUGCUCGACAUCAUUUUGGACUUGUUUAUUCGUCAAUUGCGUGUCAAUCACAAGUUUUGGAUUGCACUCAUCAAAGAAUCAGAAUGGGUCAAAAGUCUAGUCCAUACUGACCUGAACGGUGAAGUCGUGAAUAAUCCCAGUCCCAUCAUGGCUCAAUUGUUUGGCUUCAGAUUCCAUAGCUAUCAUAAUGAAGAUGUUGAACCCACACCAAAGGACAUCUACUUUGCUAUUGCUAUCUUGUUAAAGAACGAGCUUAUUCUGUUGGGUGAUAUUCUGCCUUAUCUUUACCCUUAUGAUGAGGGUUUAUCAGAUGAAAAAAAGGAAUACAUGGAAAAGAUGAAUAAGGAAAUCACUACAAAUUCAGGUGGUCAAUUAGCUAUGUAUGGUGCUUUAGGUGAAACAGAAGGCUCUACUGUCAGAGUCAAGAAAGCAAAACAAGAAGACGAAACACUAGCAGAAGAGGAAGUAAUAACAAAAAAGAAAUACGAACAAAAUGAUGUGGUUGAACUUGUCCGUGCUUUAUUGUCCAUUGGGGAUUUGAAGCAUGCUCAAAUGAUCUUGGCAGAAUAUGAAAAGCUUGUUGAUCUGUAUCCAGAACUCGCUUAUGAUAUCUACCGUUUGUGCUCUAUUGUACUUGAGCCUGCUUAUGAUACCUUUGUGCCUGAAGAAACCAAACAACUCUAUGCUCACUUCAAUGCAUGUGCUGACCAGUCACAGAUCAAGACUGCCUUAUCUACGCAAGAUGAUCCUAACCCCAAGAUUCCUGACCAAAUCAAGCUGAAGCGUGUACUGGUAUUUGAUGCCUUAUUGGACGAUGCAAAGGACAUUGUCAAGCGAGAACGCUAUGUAUUCUUCUACAAGAAUACCAAGGAUAACUUGGACCUCUGUACCACAUCUGAACAUUUGAUGCAGCGCUUCCUUCCUUUGGCUCGUUUGGCUGGCUACAAGACGUAUUUGGGUACAGACCUAGUUCAGAAAGUGAUUUUGAUCAUUGGUGGUCUAGUGGAACGUGAAGCUGAAUUUCCCGGUAGCAGAGUUCAUUGUAUUAACAUCUUGCGUGAAUUCUUGUUGCCUUCGAUUGCUUUUAGUCAAGGCAAUCCUGGCACCAUGGCCAGUGUCUGGGAAAUCCUUUGUCGAUUUACUUUCCAAGAACGAUAUGCACUUUACGGUGAAUGGCAUGCUGAUUUCUACAAAAAGACGAUUGAGACCAAAUUACUCAAGGUGCGUACCGAACGUUCUAUUCGAGAAGUGAUGCGUUGUGUCAACAAGAACAAUGUGCGUCCGAGUGGCCGAGACUUGGGCAAACUGGCCCACUCAAAUCCUACUUUAGUCUUUCAUCAUAUGUUGGACCAAGUACAACAGUUUGAGAAUUUAGCGCCCUUGAUGGCUGAAGCAUGCCGUUACUAUGGUGACUUUGCAUACGAUGUUCUUGGCUUUGUCUUGACCGAAAAAUGGACUGGAUCUCAAGGACCUGGAAGAACACUCAAGUCCAAAGAAAAAGAUGAUGGUUUUGCUCAUCUAUGGUUCCGUUCACUUGCUAUCUUUACAGGCAUGUUGUUCAAGAAACAGGAUAUGGAAGCGACACCUUUACUCAGAUACUUGGCGUGUCGUUUGCGUUAUGACGAUGCUGUGCCUGAUUUGCAUCUUUUGAACGAAUUUGUCACCAAGAUGGGUGGCGUUGAAAUUUUGGCUAGUGCUUUGACAGAUGAUCAAAUUGCUGCUGCAAGCUGUUCAGAAACAAUUAAGAGUGAAGCCUUUUUACCUGUAUCUCCAGACAACCGUCGUGCUUCUCGCCGUGUGUUGAGCAGAUUGAAGGAAUCUUUACGGAAGAACAAUAUUGGCUUUGAAAUCCUUGUGUUGUUGUAUCGACUGGAUGAAGUAUGUUCUUCUGAAGCUGGUGUGCCUGCUGCUGUACGAUGCCAUAAGUUGGAUCAUGUGCAUCAAAGUCAAAUUCAAUACUUUGAGCUUAUUACGUCUUUGUUUGAAGGUGAAGAGUACGAUGCACUUGUGCCAGAUGCAACUGUGCUUGUGAAUGAUUAUCGUUUGCCUCUUGACAUCACCAUGAACUUUACUCGACCCAGGACACAAUUCGCCAUUAAGAACAAUAUCAAUGAACCUAUUGUAGAAGGUGAAAUCUGGGCCCCAUUCAAAGCUCUUAGCGAGAGUGUCUCUGGUUGUUUACCUGAUCCUCCUCUCAACACUAUCUUUUCUUCUGAAUUCUUUGUGAUCUUUUGGCAAUUGACACUGUAUGAUAUCUAUUGUCCUGAAGAACCUUAUGAAGCAGCCAUCAAGCGUGAAGCCGAAGUCAUUCGUAAAUGUCAAGAUACACGUAGUCAAUUUUACUUGAACAAUCGUCCUUCUGUGGUUUUAAAAGCACAACGUCAAGCACAGUCCCGUUUGGAUCAAUUAAAAGAAGAUCUGACGAAACACAAGGCUCAUGUAGAAAAAAUCAUGGCUGUCUUGAAAGAAUCAAAGAACCGUUGGUUCCCCAGCUUAAAUCAACGUCAAGCGCAGAUUUCAAGUGUUAUGCAAUACUGUUUGUUGCCUCGUAGUCGACAAUCUGAAGUAGAUGCUGCAUUUUGUUAUGAAUUCAGCAUGUUGAUGCAUCGUAUCAACACACCCAACUUUUCAAGCUUAACCUUGUUUGACAAGAUGCUUUCGGACAACUUGCCAGCAAGCUUUUUGGCCUUUUCAGAAUAUGAAACAACCGUUUACUCUCGAUUUAUUUUCAAGGCACUUUCAAAAAUGCAGAAAUGGCAUGCAGAUGAAAAACUGUUUGUCAAAGAAGCACACGGUGAUAACUUGAUUGGCUUUCAAAAGAACUGGAAUUCCACACCUACACCUAUUGCCAAAGAAGAUUUGUUAAGCUUUACAGAUUUCCAGCGUGUUUUGCAUAAAUGGCAUUUCAAGUCCGACUUGGUGAUUGAACAAGCACUUAAAUCAGGUGAAGUUGUAGUCAUGAAGAACGCAUUUAUGGUAUUGCGUCAAUUUGCUCCUUGUUUUCCUGCUGUAGCAGAUCAUGGCAACAGUAUUUUACAGAUUGUUAAAAAGUUGACAGAAAAAGAUGAACGUGGUAACAUUAAGGUGUUGGCAAGAAGUUACAUGGGCUUAAUUGCUAAAUACAAGACUAAAUGGAUAACAAAAGAAGCCUUUUUGGGUAUCAAGCAACCUUCUCCUCCUGUUGAAAUCAAGAUAGCUCCUCCUAGUAACAGCAGUGGCACUAAAGAUGUGCCUUCUUCAUCCACCAACAAAGACAAGGAGAAACCAUCUUCAACAUCUGAUAAUGACAACAGCAGUAGCAGAAGACGAGAUGAUAAUCCUGAAACAAAAUCUUUACAACCUGCUAAUCUAAAUAGUAGCAGUAGUAGACGUAAUGAAGACACGACUCGCUCAAAAAGCACACAAAGACAACCUUCACCACCAAAAUCACCACCUUCAGACAGAAAACGUGCACGCGAUCCAGAACCCCCUAUAAACCGAACCGAAAAGGCAUUGCGUAUGGAAGAAUCUAGUAGCCGCCACCAUCGUUCAAGUUCAAGAAGAGAGUCACCUCGUGAGAGCACAAGCAGUAGUCGAAUCAGUACCCCAGUUCGUAAUGAAUUGCCACCUCGAAGUAGUCGAGAUCCUACUCGACCUAGUCGUGAAGCUAUAUCACCUACUUCUCGUAGCAAUGAUGAUCGAUCCAGUCGUUCAGUAAGAAAUAACGAGAGCAGCACUCGAGUUGUAUCUUCUUCUUCUGCAGCCGCUGCUACGACUGCACCUAGUGCAAAACGUCCCAUUGAUUCAGACAGCAGAGAUCGUGUUCGUGAAGAAAGACCUGAGAAACGACGAGAUUUGCGUGAUGAGAAUCGUAAUGUAAGAGACCCUGCACCUGUUAUCACAACUUCAAGGUCACGAAUUGAUGAUGGAAGAAGAGAUGAUAGAAUUCGAGACAGUAGACGUGCUGAUGACAGAAGAGCAGAUGAUAGAAGAGUAGAUGAUCGACGAGUAGACGAUAGAAGAAGAGACAGAGAUAGAGAUCAUCGCCAUAGAAGAAGAUAA